This is a messenger RNA of Labeo rohita (rohu), 1233 nucleotides long. Its product is annotated as synapse differentiation-inducing gene protein 1-like. Lineage: Eukaryota; Metazoa; Chordata; Actinopteri; Cypriniformes; Cyprinidae. The record is from RefSeq and is a predicted model, not a curated record. Gene Ontology annotation, cellular component: membrane. The coding region runs from base 72 to 566 and encodes 164 amino acids. The transcript has 2 exons.
CACAGCAAUACAUACAUCGCUGCAGACCACAAGGCAAAAGAAGUAACAACUGAAAUCCAAUAAUCAGAAGAAUGGAUCCCAGCCAAUCUUUCAAUCACCCUCCAGAAGCCUACAAUUCAUCUGAGAAAACAGUGAUGUUGCAGCCUGUAGCACCACCUCCAGCAUACCAGCACAAUCCUGCUGGAUAUCCUCCCUCCUUUCCAAGCCAAUCAGUCCCACAGGGGCCGUAUCCAGGACAGUCCGUGGUCGCUGUGCAACCUGCAGUUUUUGUGACCGCUGCUCCACUGGCCAAUCCAGUGCCAGAUUACUUGGGCUACUCCAUCUUCACAAUGCUGUGCUGCUGUUUGCCUUUGGGCAUUGCUGCGCUGGUUUUCUCCUGCUCUACUCGAGAUGCUAACUACUCAGGACGCAGAGAAUUAGCUGAGAGGAACUCCAAAACUGCGCGCACCCUGAAUCAUGUUGGUGUUGGUGUUGGCCUCAUUUCCCUUGUAGCGUUUAUUAUCUAUUAUGUUAUGGUACUUAACGAAAUCAACAAAAUGACAUCACAGUAUCAAUACAGGUACUGAGCUGUCAUGGUUGGAUGCAGAUUAUACAAACAAAUUUGAUUCUCUUAAUUUUAAAUGUCAUUUGCUUAAUGUGUCUAUAUUCACAAUUAAAACAUGCUGUAAAGGCUGAUUAUUAGUGGUUUAAAACAAUACAAGCUUGACCAGUUAAAAUCCUGUACUUAUUUUUGUUUUUGUGUAUUAUAGAAUUACAUUUGUUUAUUACAGAAUUGUUUAUUAUAGAAUUGCAUAACAAAAAUAUAUUCCCAUGCAUGAGCCUCAUUUGUAGAAAACUGUAAGUCUAACCAGCUGACUCGAGUUUUUACCACAUGAAAAGGUGCAUCUGAACAACUACAUGCUACUUUACGAGAAAUGAACUUUAAGAGAAAAGCAUGACAACCAUAAAUACCACAAAGACAGGGGGUUCCCGGUGAUCAACAUAAGUGAAACUGCUCAAUAAUAGAUCAAUAAUUGCUCAACAAUAAUUUUAUCUCAAAAUAAGACUUCUGAAUAAUUUUGGUCUGUAAUGUAAACAUGGACCAUUAAUAUAUACUGUAGUAAAUUUUAAACAGUAAAGAGCUGUCAUUCUUGUUUUGUAAAGACACUUUAUAAAAGAAAAUAUUUUAUAAUGCUACUUGUCCUUUGGUCAUUGUUUUAUGACAACGUGUGCUUGUUGGGUGACAACCCGACA